AUGUUGCAUUUUGUAGGUAUCAUAAACAGAAGGUCUCCUAUGUUAUCCCUGUGUUUGUUGAUAAUUGGAAUGUAACCUUUCCUCAGACCAUGUCUUCAUCCCAGUUAAAAUUCUUUAGGCUCUGUAAGAGUCUUAAUCUGACAAGAAACUACCAGGUGCUGCAAACUCCUAGUGGAUGGCGGCACUUUAGUUCUCUGGGAAAACAGAUUCUGAAACCAGUUGUGGAUUCUAAUGAUUCUCAGAGCAAGGAGAGAACUUCUGGAACAAAUUUUCAUAAUGACAAUCCGGGAAUUCCAACUAUACAUCUGAAGCCAUUUCAGAAACGCUAUCUCCUCCUAGCUUUAAAACACAAGUCAAUCCAUGAAAUUCCCGAUGAACUAUCGGUAGCGCAGAUCAACACUCUGUACGUGCGAGCGAGAAUCACCCUGAAUCUGAUACUGGCGGGCUGCGUGCUGAUUUUGUGUGUCAUCACUGUAUCUCUUGGCAAGAGCGACUCCGAAAAGGGAGUAACUAUCGAAAAAAUCAACCUCGAUUGGCACCAAAAGAUCAAAGCAGAUAAUGCGAAUGAACAAGAGCAAUCCAAAGCUGGUAGACCUGCUGAGGGUUGAUGUCAGUAUCCCCACAAACUCUUGUGCAUAGAAUGCUUGCAGAUCAAUGAACUUGCCAUUCAAAAAACCUAUAUAUAUUUAUAAUACGAGUGUUGAUUGCUAAAAUUUUAAUAUUGUAAGUAUGCGUGCAUUUCACAGUUGAUCUAUGGGAUAUGCUCGUCGAUAUACCGUCGGCUUUCGUGUAAUAUAUUUUGUCAUUGGCUACAAAUAUUACGCUGUAGGCCUCUCAUAAUUAAGUGAAAAUUACCCGUGUCUUAUUGAUGCACUACUGUCGUAAUGAACAGAAUGUGUAGAUUUUAAAUAAAUGAACUUGGGACACUCUUUGUUUGCGUUGAUGGAAAUUACUGUAUAAUCGAAUUUUGCAUUAAAGAACCUUACAACGAU
Molecule: messenger RNA, 992 nt
Organism: Hyalella azteca
Lineage: Eukaryota; Metazoa; Arthropoda; Malacostraca; Amphipoda; Hyalellidae
Exons: 4
Coding region: 90-608 (172 amino acids)
Source: RefSeq, a predicted model, not a curated record